Messenger RNA from Symbiodinium natans, 1266 nucleotides. Lineage: Eukaryota; Dinophyceae; Suessiales; Symbiodiniaceae. The record is from the annotation of a GenBank genome assembly.
AUGGCUAAGCCACUCCGAGUACUCACCUGGAACUGUGUUAGCUCUGCCAGCAAAGGACAGGCGAAGGCCACCCGGGCUAAGAAUAAGCCAAAUUCGAGCACAGAAGGAACGGGACUGGCACUGCCAGACGCCCAAUCCCAUGCCCUGCAUGAUGACAAGCGAGCAGAUGGAGUGAUGGUCCUGACUGCCCCGCACAUUCCAAAAGACACGGUCAGAUGGAAAGAGUAUCAGAAGGGACGUGUCCUUGAGAUAGUCUUUCAGUGGAAGGGAGCUCGAGUACAUGUUGUGUCAGUAUACCAGCACGUAUGGUCGACCUCAAAAACUGCACAGAAAAACAGAGAAGACAGAUCCACCACCCUCGCUGCUCUGUCCCGUGCCAUCCGAGGAACACCGCAGAGAGACACCCUGAUAGUGCUGGGCGACUUCAACUCGACCCUACAGUCGAGCCCAGGAGCGGUUGGCUUGUGCACUCCAGGACCUCCUCCACAUCGAAAGACCGAAGACGAAUACUUCCAACGGCUGGUUCAGGGACAUGGAUUAGUUGCGCUGAACACCUGGUCUUCAGGGAAAGGGUUUACUUUCCGAACAGCCACAACGCAAUCUCAAUUAGACUACAUCCUAGUCCCGAAGACUAUCUCCCGAAGUGAUGCUAAGAAGAGCAAGCCAAUCGACAAUUUUCCGCUCGGGAAAUGGAAGAAGGGUGGCCAUCUCCCCGCACAAGAAAUGAAGGAGUGGGUCGCUGACCAACUUCAGCAGCUGACUCCUCCGGACAUGAACGAGGUCAAUGACAUCCUCAUACGUGCUUCCGAGAGAUACUUUCCGCGUGCAGACCACGAGGUGUUGGUCAAUGACCUGGCGACUUGGCAUAAGCAAGCAGUAUUAUUGGCAAAGAAGCAACGAGUAGCUGACUUCACAAAGGAGGUGGAUCACGCAGCCAAUACGGGAGAUUCCUACUUAAGCCACAAAACCCUGAAAACUCUUCGACCCUGGCAACCGCAGCCGAAAACACAGUUGGUUAACCAGGACGGAUACUUGAUGGCAGCCGAGGAGGAACUCCAGCUGAUGACAGAUCAUGCUAAGGCAGUGUUCCAGAGGCAUGACAGGCUAGAUGUGCUGGUGAAUACACUGCCACACCUGCAAGCUCCAGCAUUGGCCAAGCACAUCGGUUCCAUACGGUUCAGCUUCGGCAGCAGCGUGGAAACUGUGCUCAGCCUCGACAGGAGACGUGCUCCAGCAAUACUGCCAGGCACAGAGCCUAAAAGCUGA